Messenger RNA from Schistosoma bovis, 2096 nucleotides. The record is from the annotation of a GenBank genome assembly. NCBI's taxonomy places the organism in Eukaryota, Metazoa, Platyhelminthes, Trematoda, Strigeidida, Schistosomatidae.
AUUUACUCACUCAAUGUGCUUUAAAAUAAUCUGUUCACUGAUUGUGUUUGUUUGUAUCAGUAUUCUUAUUAUGUACUUGCACUUUUUCAAAUAACUUCUGAGUUUCAGCUAACAAUGUCUGGAAUAGAACAUCAAGUUGUGAACACUGAAAGUUGUGGAAAAAUUAACGUAUUCAUACAGGGUCCACGUAAUACAAAAGUUGCUUUCUUGACAGUUCAUGAUCUUGGAUGCAAUCAUAAUGAAAUUAUUAAUUUUCUUGCACACGAAUCCAUGGAACCGCUAGUUAAUCGAUGCACCUGGGUACAUGUAGAUGUUCCAGGACAAGGAGACGGUGAAUCGGAUUUACCUGCAGAUUAUACAUUUCCUUCAGUUCAACAACUUGCAGAAGGCAUGAGCGAAGUAUGCAAUGCACUUAGAUUACAGUAUGUUGUUGUUUUCGGUGAAGGAGCUGGAGCAAAUAUAUUAGUUAGACUGGUGAUGUUAAGAUAUGACAUAGUUUUGGGUGCUAUUUUAAUUCAUUGUACUGGGACAACUGCAGGGUUAUCUGAAAGUCUUCGAGAUAGAUUAAUUGGAUGGAAAUUAAAUACAGUUGGAAUGAAUCCAGCUGCUGAAUCAUAUUUAUUAAUGCAUCGUUUUGGCUCGGCUGCAGAUUCAGAAAACGAAAUAGAAGUACGAGAAGUCCUCAUAAAAUUUCGUCAAUCACUUAGAACAGCAAUUAACCCGAGAAAUUUAAACAAAUUUAUUAUGUCAUUUAUGUCACGUACAAAAAUCCUAGAACAUGUCGAUCAAAUAAGAUGUCCCGUUUUAUUUCUAACCGGUGCGUUAGCAUCACAUAAUCAUACAGUCUUUCGUCUAUACAAUGCUGUUCUAUCCGCUGUACGCAAUGAUCCAAAUCUACAAGGUAAAGUUGAAUUGAUUCAACUAGAUAAUGUGGCAAAUGUAUUAAGUGAACAGCCUGAAAAAGUUGCCGAAUGUCUACAAUUUUUUAUCCAAGGAUUAGGUUUAGCUGGUGGCUUAGUUAGUCGACGAAUGAGUAGUACAAUACCUGUAGCUAGAAAUAGAUCAUUAUCAAUGGAAGAAUAUGAUCAACCAAAAGGUGCAUCAAAUUGUAUAUUUCAUAAAAAUCGUAAAUAUAGUACAACUACUGGGAGAUUAAUACAAGAUGAAAGUCCAAUUAAUGAACAAGAAGAUCCAACUGAAGCUUAAUUAUUAUACUCAAAAUUAUAUAACUAUAUAUAAACGUAUAUAAUUAGAUCGUUCUACCUUACUAUUUCUGAAAAUAGAUUCUUUUUUUAAAAAAAAACAAGUAUCAUUAUACAUAUACAACAGUAAUAAUCAUGUAUCUUGAUUAUACAACGUUCUAAGGGGUUCAACACUACAAUUUCAAUGCACUCUCUUUUUUCUUUACUAAUAACUAGGCUUUUUGUUUCCUACUUGUUUAUUUCUAUCUGUCUAGUUUUACAAAAUUAUUCUUCAGUAAUAACAAUAAACAAUUUUUGUUUAAUGAUUUUUGUACUGUUUUCCUUUUUCUUUUUUCAAAAAAAAAGAAAUAAUAUUAAUCUGUUUAGUAAACUUAUUAGUUAGGAAAAAUUUUCUUUUCUCUUCUCUUCUUUUUCUACUAUUACUACUACUACCACCACUACUACUACCACUACCACUACUACCAUCACUAUCACUACUACUACCACUACCACCACCACUAUCACCACUACUACCGCUACCACCACCACUACAAAUUCUUAUAUUGUCGAUUGAAUUACAAUCAACAACAACAAAAAAAAGAAAAGAACAAGAGACUAUCUAUCAUGAAAAUAAAUCCUUAGUUGAUAAUCAUUACUAUUAUUAUUAUAAUCAUUUUGUAUUGUAUUUUUACCGUAGUUUUUGUAAUGAUCAUCUUAUACUUUGCAGCUACUAUUUACCGACUAUUCAAUUCAUUAUCACCUGCUUUUUCAUCCUUUAACUCAUUUCUCUUUUUGAAUGAUUUCUAUGUUUAUUUGUUUUUUUUUAACAAUUUAAUCUGUUGUUUACGUUAAAAUCUAUUUGUAGAAUAAUUAAUAAUAAUAAUAAUGAUUAUUGUUACUCAUUAUUUUUGUUAG